ACAUCAUCGAUCUGAUUCAGGAGCGAGCCAAAAACGUGCAACGGUACCAGUAGUUGAUGCGGUCCGAAUCCGCAGACUUCCUAACGCGGUGAGAGUUGAAGAAGUUGGCAAUGGAAAACUCUUCUUCACAAAUGAUCUUUUAAGAGUAAGGGAAAAGAAAAAUUUCCCAUCUUUGAAAUUUGAUUCAGUAAUAGCAUUGAAUUACAGGAAGCUUCCACGUUUGUGGGCAUGUUCAAGUACCCAAAAUAGAACAAUUACUUCGUUAAGAUCACGAUCAGAUCACGUGGGUUGAUUCCUGUUUACUGUGACAAUAAGUUUUGGUUUUUGCUUCUCUUCGUCUUGGUUUAGACUUUUGUUAACUUCGAGUCUAAGCAAACUGCCUAGAAUUUUGCUGAACUUAAUCUUCUUUAUUUGACCACUGUUGUCUUAGAUAUCAGAAAACCCAGGCGGCAAAUCUCUCAAACCAAGUAAUUUUACAAACCCUUUUGAUUUGGCGAUUGGUUGCUCUUACUUCUUGUCCCAAAUUGUAGUUUUGGGAAGGUUCAAAGAUGGGUUUGGGUAUCUCCUGCUUGAUAGGUUUGAAGGCUGCUGUUCUGUUCUCAUCUUUUGUGUACCUUAGGAACUUUGGUUUCAAACUGUUAUCAAUACCAUUCCUGUAUGCAUCGUUGGUAUCUGUUUUAAUCUCCAUUGCAUCUCUACCGGCUGUGAAUCUGCCCAUUCUUUUGGCCAAGAGCACAGAUGGAAGCUUUCCCUUGUGGGCAAUGGUUAUCUUCAGUCCAUAUUUGUAUUUUGUUCGGGGUUUCUCAGCAGUGCGGAGAUUAUUCAGUGGGGAAGCUCCUUACUCUGAGAUUUGUGAUGGUUUGUAUGUUGGUGGGUGGCCUUCUUCACCUGACAAACUGCCACCUGGUAACCCUGCCAUUAUUGACUGCACUUGUGAAUUGCCAAGAAUGUUAGAAUUCUCUGGCCAUGCUUAUUUGUGUGUCCCAACAUGGGAUACAAGAUCCCCUCAGCCAGCGGCCAUCGAAACAGCUGUGAAAUGGGCUUGUCGAAAGAGGGAACUGCAAAGGCCAGUGUUCGUCCACUGUGCAUAUGGACAUGGAAGAAGUGUUGCUGUCAUGUGCGCCUUAUUAGUGGCCCUUGGUGUGGUUGAAGAUUGGAAAAGUGCCGAAAAACUAAUCAAAGAAAAACGUCCUUACAUUCGCAUGAAUGCCCUCCACUGUCAGUCUCUUGAAGAGUGGUCGAAAGACCGGUUGUCUCCUCCAAGGAGGACCGGAUAGAACCUGCACAGCUUAUGUAUCUCUUUGUGCUUGCUGAAAAGUUAGCUUGAUGACAUUUUCAUGGGGAUUAUAGUUAAAGUGGCUUUCUUUGUCCACAUUCACACUACAUAUUCUUGGAAUGAUGUAUACUUCUGUUGUAUUUUGUAUCUAAUGAUGUACGAUUGUAUACUUGGAACACUUGGAUAGUUGGAGUCUGUUUUCCACAUCCAAGUAUUUGGUAAAGAUAACACCAUUUUGCUUCUCAUUUUUUAA
Messenger RNA from Humulus lupulus (European hop), 1529 nucleotides. RefSeq lists its product as uncharacterized. NCBI's taxonomy places the organism in Eukaryota, Viridiplantae, Streptophyta, Magnoliopsida, Rosales, Cannabaceae. Gene Ontology annotation, biological process: protein dephosphorylation. The record is from RefSeq and is a predicted model, not a curated record. Gene Ontology annotation, molecular function: protein tyrosine/serine/threonine phosphatase activity. The transcript has 4 exons. Bases 549 to 1277 code for a protein of 242 amino acids.